CAUAGUAAAUCAAUGUGAUAAAAUCACUCAAAAAUAUAUAGUUUUGUAUCGUUUUGUUAAUUUCAUGGUCCAAAUUAUUUUUGAAUAUGUCUUCUUUGCAAUCUCAAGAUCGCUUGCAACAACUGCAAGAGAUUGAAAAGGAAAUAGUCAAGGUUGUAUCAAGUGCUGGCCAUGCCUUACAAGAAAUCUCACAAGAACAACCAAAUCAUGAAAAUUUGAACACGCACACUAGGGAGUUUCUGAAUUCAUUGCAGGGAGUUGAGAAAGGUUUGCUAGACCAAAUCACAUACUUAACAGAAGUUGCUACUGGACAACCUCAUGAAGGGUCGAUAUAUGGUGCUGAAAAAGAUUUUGCUCUAACUUGUCAAGGAACAAAAAUUGCUAAACAACGCCUCACAGACUUGGUACAAGAAUUUCAAAAUGGGACGUGAAAGCUUUCACAGAGAUUUAUAGAUAAUUCUUUAAAACAGUAUUUAUGUUUUAAAAUAGUUUCUUCCAGUGACAGAAUACAAAACAUUUGGAAGUGACUUCCAAAAAUUAAAUAACAAUAUAUUCUGGCUCAAUAAUUAUGCCACUCGGCCUGGGAGCCUCGUUUAAAUGUAAUCAAUCACCGCACAUAUCUUACUUAAAAAGCAACACCCUAAGUCAACUAGUCAAGGUAUUUAUUGUGUAUUAUGCAUGUUAUAGACUUGCAGUUUAGGCUGUUUAACGAAAAUAUUUUUACAUGAAGUUUUGAAUAUAUGUAACUUCAUGGGAAAACUUUAUGUAAGAUCUCGUCAAAGUAGUAUUAAAAACAUGGCGAAAUGCGGAACUCAAAUGAACAAGACGCCUGUUCUGGCGUUAACUCCGGCGCACGUGCCAGUCUUCAAUAUAGAGCUUCUGAACAUAAACA
Messenger RNA from Dendronephthya gigantea, 892 nucleotides. Its product is annotated as mediator of RNA polymerase II transcription subunit 11-like. The coding region runs from base 87 to 431 and encodes 114 amino acids. Gene Ontology annotation, cellular component: mediator complex. Lineage: Eukaryota; Metazoa; Cnidaria; Anthozoa; Malacalcyonacea; Nephtheidae. The transcript is spliced from 4 exons. Gene Ontology annotation, molecular function: transcription coregulator activity. The record is from RefSeq and is a predicted model, not a curated record. Gene Ontology annotation, biological process: regulation of transcription by RNA polymerase II.